Macroventuria anomochaeta is the source of this 697-nucleotide messenger RNA. RefSeq lists its product as uncharacterized. The transcript has 2 exons. The coding region runs from base 401 to 658 and encodes 85 amino acids. NCBI's taxonomy places the organism in Eukaryota, Fungi, Ascomycota, Dothideomycetes, Pleosporales, Didymellaceae. The record is from RefSeq and is a predicted model, not a curated record.
GGAGACGGUACCGGUGGCAAGUCCAUCUACGGCGCCAAGUUCCCUGAUGAGAACUUCAAGCUCAAGCACACCCGCAAGGGUCUCUUGAGCAUGGCCAACAGUGGCAAGGACACCAACGGCUCCCAGUUCUUCAUUACCACCGUCAUCACCAGCUGGCUCGAUGGCCGCCACGUCGUCUUCGGUGAGGUUCUUGAGGGAUACGAGGUCGUCGAGAAGAUCGAGAACGUCCCCAAGGGAUCUGGCGAUAAGCCCGUCAAGACUGUCAAGAUCGCCAAGAGCGGAGAGCUCGAGGUGCCAGCGGAAGGUAUUCACGCGGAACUCUAAGCCAGCAACGUAGCUGGCAACAUGCGGGAGAGCUGCUGAUAUUUCCUUGUUCAAGAUUUGUACGGCACCGCAGGCGAUGACGGCACCGAACUCGAUGUCACCGCAGACCAGACCACCGGCGCUGUUGAUGUCGCAACUACUCCUGCCACCAGCCAAGGCAGCAAGGUCCCCAUCCCAGCCAUUCCUGGCUCUGCUAUCAUGGAGGAUGGUCUGUCUUGGGGCCAAAAAAUUUUCUUCAUUGGCGCUAUUGUCGCUGUUUGCGCUCUUUUUUUACGCUCGCGUGGAGGUGCCAGCACCUCCGGUGGGUUUAAGCAGAGGAGCAUGGCGUAGAUGAGAAACGACGAAAUGAAAGUGCGCUCAUUAUCAUAUAAUC